AUGCAGCACUAUACUAGCUGGGCUCUGGACGAUCUUGCCGCAGAGACCAAGGAUCCACAGAGUAGCGAGCUUUUAAGCAAAAUAGAAGAGGAAUGUCCAAUACGUGCCCUUUAUCGGUUCCAGCUCUGUUGUAACUUGUCCGGGGUGGAUUGCCACAAAUUUAUUCAGAAACAGAGACUGAGCCUCGGCUCUGGGGAGAUCGGGGUGACAUUCUUAUGCUUAUUCGAGCCUAGAGAGGUCGAAGAGAUCUCCUGUAUCUAUACCUUCGCCAAGGAAAGAUAUAACCAGAUAUUCAACGACAUCUGUUGGGAUAUCCGUGAAGAGAACCCGAACCUUGAAGGACAACGGCCGCGCACCCCUGAAGGAGCAUUUGAGCUAGAUAGCAGCGGUUAG
Molecule: messenger RNA, 393 nt
Organism: Aspergillus nomiae NRRL 13137
Lineage: Eukaryota; Fungi; Ascomycota; Eurotiomycetes; Eurotiales; Aspergillaceae
Exons: 1
Coding region: 1-393 (130 amino acids)
Source: RefSeq, a predicted model, not a curated record